Coffea arabica (coffee) is the source of this 3044-nucleotide messenger RNA. The record is from RefSeq and is a predicted model, not a curated record. Lineage: Eukaryota; Viridiplantae; Streptophyta; Magnoliopsida; Gentianales; Rubiaceae.
UCACGCACCACACAUGAAUUUCGUGCAGAAUUUCGCCUUCGAUCGUUUAUUUGGCUAUGAAUUUUAUUAAUUUUAUUCGGAUUGAACUGUGGUUUUGAUCAGAGGCAGUUGAAUUGAAAAUCAAGUUAGUAAAAUUGAUGAAGUUUUUCAUGAUUUUUUGUUUAAAAUUUUUUUGACUUCUAAGGAUGGGGAAUAAUCGACCGACGACGCGCAGCAAAAAUAAGCGGAGCAGAAAUGACGAUAAUGCUGAAGCCACAGCUGAAACUUUCAGGAGAAUUCUUUCUACAGGGCAAGUUACUGAAGAUGACAUAAACCAACUAUACAUGGUGUGGAAACCUAUCUGUCAAGGAUGUCGUGUGAAUACAAAGGAUAAUCCCAAUUGCUUUUGUGGAUUGAUCCCACCACCUAGUGGAAGUCGAAAAUCCGGGUUGUGGCAGAAGACAUCGGAGAUCGUCCAUUCUCUUGGUCCUGACCCAUCUAAGGACCUCCGUUUAUCCCCUGAUUCACCUGCUGGCCUCACAAAUCUGGGCGCAACCUGCUAUGCUAAUAGUAUACUCCAGUGCCUUUACAUGCAUUGGUCAUUUAGAGAAGGUGUUUUCUCUGUGGAACCAGAAGUUUUAAGACAACAACCUGUUUUAGAUCGGCUUGCACGACUUUUUGCACAGCUGCAUUCCAGUAAGAUGGCUUUUGUUGAUUCAGCUCCAUUUAUUCAGACACUGGAGCUAGAUAAUGGUGUUCAGCAAGACAGUCACGAGUUCCUUACCCUACUUUUUUCUCUCCUUGAGAGAUGUUUGAGCCAAUCUAAAGUUUUGAAGUCGAGAACAAUAGUUCAAGACCUUUUCCGAGGAGGUGUAUCACAUGUUACAACUUGCUCAAAAUGUGGGAAGGAAUCUGAAGCUUCAGCAAAAAUAGAGGACUUCUAUGAGUUGGAAUUGAAUGUGAAGGGAUUGAAGACUUUAGAUGAGAGUUUAGAUGAUUACCUUAGCAUUGAGGAGCUUCAAGGAGACAACCAAUACUACUGUUGUUCGUGUGCAACUCGGGUUAAUGCUACUCGUAGCAUUAAGCUUCGAUCACUGCCUGCUGUCCUGAAUUUCCAGCUCAAGCGUUGUGUUUUCCUCCCAAAUACUACAACGAAGAAAAAGAUUACAUCUGCAUUUUGUUUCCCUGGGCAAUUGAAUAUGGCAUGUAGGUUAUCUGAGGGUUCGCAAUCAGAAUUAUUGUAUGAUUUGUCAGCUGUAUUAAUCCACAAAGGUGCUGCUGUAAAUAGUGGUCAUUAUAUAGCCCACAUUAAGGAUGAGAGCACGGAGCAAUGGUGGGAAUUUGACGAUGAACUGGUCUCAAAUUUAGGUCAACAACCAUUUGGUGGAAAUUCUUCAAAUUCUGCCGCCAAGUCUUCACCAGCUGAGCCAGUUGAGUUUUCAUCUUAUGGAAAAACAGAUGUUAAGGAUGGACAUGAUACGGAUACAGCUCAGUCAAAUUCAGAUUCUAGUAGUAACAAUCAUGUAAAAUCUUUCUCAUCCUCUGAUGCAUAUAUGUUGAUGUAUGUCCUGAGGAGCUCAAAGAAUAGCAGUGAUUGGCAUGAUAACUCUGAUGGCCAAAAAUUGGAAACAGUUACUAACAUUUCUGCAGCACAACUCAAUAGUCCUCUUCCCCCUCAUCUUUCCGAAGAGGUAGAACUAUUUAAUGCGGAAUAUGUUAAUUCCUGCAAAGAGUACAAAUUAAAGAAGGAAUGUGAGAUUAACCGCAUAACGGAGCGUCGACAGGAGGUGCGAUCAAUUCUUUCUGAAGCUGCUGCUCAAUCACUCGAUAAGCAAUACUUCUGGAUUUCUUCUGAAUGGCUUCGUCACUGGGCUGACAGCAUUGUCUCAUCUAGUAUUGACAAUACUCCUAUCCAAUGCGUGCAUGGAAAAGUUUCUGUUGCAAAAGUCAGCUCCAUGAAACGGUUGUCCGCUGAAGCGUGGACCAUGAUAUUCUCUAAGUAUAAUGGAGGUCCAACACUUUGCAAGGAUGACUGCUGCAAAGAUUGCCUCUUUGAAGUUGCUCGUACCAUGGCUAAUGCGGAUAACUAUAGAGAUCAAAGGAUGUUGAUGCGAGAUAUUGCUGAAGCAGCACUUUCUGGGGAAUGCCGGGAUGGAGAGCUAUACUUUGUAUCUAAAUCUUGGUUGCAUCAGUGGGUGCGCAGAAAAAUAAUUGACUCUCCUUGUGAAGGUGACGCAGGACCUACAGCUUCGAUCAGGUGUCCACAUGGUGGACUUUUGCCUGAACAAGCAACUGGUGCUAAGCGUGUGCUAGUUCCUGAGGCUCUUUGGCAAUUUUUACAUAAAAGUGCUAUGACAGUGAAGCCUGAUGAUUCUGAGGGUUGUUCAACUUUUUCUUCAGAUUCUGAGCCUUGUGCACAAUGUAGUAUUGAACUUACUGAAGUCGCUACUUUGGAGGACAACUUGAGGGAGUUUAAAUUCAGAGAACGGCAAUGUCACGAGAGAUUAGCCAUGAACAGGAGUAUUAGCAUUAAUCCAUGCAGUAGAUACUACUUAUUACCCUCUUCAUGGCUGUCUAAAUGGAGAAGUUACAUUAAUGCAACUGGAAAGAAUAAUGCUGCAAUAGAACCUGAAACUUUGUGUAGCAUUAUUAAUUCACUGAUGUGUGAGAAGCACUCAAAACUUCUGGAAAGGCCUCCGGAUGUCAUUUAUAAGCGUGGAGUGAUUCUCCAAAAGGCUCCAUCUACAGAUGCACUUACAAUCAUUGCGGAAGACGAUUGGAAACAAUUCAGUGAAGAUUGGGGUGGAGUAGAGGCCAAAGGCAUUUUAGCUGAAAUAGCAUCUAAUAUAUGCUCGGAAGAGGAAUUAUUUGGAUCUUGUGAAGAAAUGCCAAUUUCUGAGGAUCAUAUCUACAUGAAUAAUGAAGCAAUUAAUGGCGAGUCCAGAAGGCCCAUCAUUAGGACCACUCCAGAGGUAAAGAUUGAUUGUUACAUCAACUAUAUUGUCACUUGUCCUUUGAUGUACUCAGAAUCUGUUGUCUUCAGUCUUACAUUGGUUAGAGGCUAG